GGACACUGAAUAGCAUCCUUUGACAUAAUAUUACUGAUAAAUUGGCUUGAUAAUGUUUUUAAGUCUGAGCUUGACCUGUGUUUCCUCUCCUCGCGCUGUUUUUACCGCCUCGUAGACAGAGAAUCGGGACUGUUUUAGCCAUCAUCAUCACACAAGCUGCACAGCGAAGCCUUGUUGUCCGGACAACAGACAGGCUUUUACAAAUGACGCGCACCUGCCUGUGUUAUACAUUGAAAUUGCUCUAGUGCAUUGUAUUUUCUUUUUUUGUUUGUUUAAUAGAAAGCCUGUAUCAUGAAUUUAAAAAAAACCUCCCAUCUCCCAUUAUGGUAUUACAUCACAGCUCCUGCAUCACUGCAUACGUGUGUCAACACAACACACACCAAGGGAGGAGAGAAGCUGUGCUAGCUGGACCUGCACGAGCAUAACAACGCAUGGCAACAGCACGUGAUGGGACAUAUGAGUUUGCAGGUAAAAAAAUGGCAGUGGAGAAGCGCCUGGCAUUCUCUAUUGUGCAGUUCCUACGAGAUCAAACACAUUGUGGCGCUUUGAAUUCUGAUGAGCAGGAGAGCCUCGAAGUUGCAAUACAGUGUCUGGAGACCACCUUUAAGAUCAGCUCCAGUGACUGCCAUCUUGCUGUGCCACAGCCUCUGACAGAGAUAUUCCUUAAUUCCCUGCUCAAGAAUGACAAUAUCACCAUACCAGAGACCUCCCCAUCUCCAGAAGACAUUGAACGAGCAGAGCAACUUAAGAAUGAAGGGAACAAUCACAUGAAGGAAGAGAACUACAGAUGUGCGGUGGAGUGCUACACAAAGGCCAUUGAUCUGGACCUAAGAAACGCUGUGUAUUACUGCAAUAGGGCCGCGGCUCACAGUAAACUGGGAAAUUACACAGAGGCAACUGGUGACUGCGAGAGAGCCAUCGGGAUCGAUCCUACCUACAGCAAAGCUUAUGGCAGGAUGGGAUUGGCUUUGACAGCGAUGAACAAGUAUCCAGAGGCAAUUUCCUAUUUCAAGAAAGCUUUGGUAUUAGACCCCGAGAAUGAUACCUACAAAUCCAACCUGAAGAUUGCAGAGCAGAAGCAGAAAGAAGCAACUAGCCCAAUAGCUGCCGGAUUGGGUUUUGACAUGGCUAGUUUAAUCAACAACCCUGCCUUCAUCAGCAUGGCUGCAAGCGUGAUGCAGAACCAACAAGUACAACAACUUAUGUCAGGAAUGAUGUCCAAUGCGGUCGGGGGUCCUGCGGCGGGAGUCGGCGGACUGUCAGACAUUUCCAGCUUGAUUGAAGCAGGACAACAGUUUGCCCAGCAGAUCCAGCAGCAGAACCCAGAGCUGAUCGAGCAGUUAAGGAACCACAUCCGGAGCCGCUCCUUCAGCGGCAGCGCUGAGGAGCACUCAUGAUCCACUCGGCCUCACGUUUUUUCCAAGGAAGGGCAACCAUAUGGCGCGAUAACAAUCUCUACACCCAUUUCUUAAUGUCAAAUCCCCGGCAAAGCUGGAAUGAAGAGACAAGGAUGGGGUUGAAGGCACUUUACUGUGACUAACGGCUCUGGAGCGGUGAGAGACGAGGGCCUGGAGACUGGACCAUGAAAUGAAGAACCCCCACACAUCUAGGGCAAAACAUAUUGUAAAACACCUAAUCAUAAAAAAAGAGCCAAGAACGCAUUCAGCCUACUGACAGAACAUGAGUAAAUUCCUUCUUCUGAGCUUUUCCAUUCUGCAGAGAUCGUGUUUUAUAUGUGCGGAAAUUACUGCCCUCUUCAUGUUAUGAGUUAAGAAUCCUUCAGCCUAGUCGUGAUAAAUAGAGGGUUAGGGAGGAAUGUACUUUUACAGCAUUGCAGGGAACAUUUCAGCUUUUUUCUCAUACAACACACAUAGGACAUCAGGUUUACCUUGUUUAUACUGCAUCCUGUUUAAUAUUAUUUUUGUAGACAAAAUACGCUCCACUUGUUUAUCGGGUGAUAAAGACCAUUCAGUCUUUGAACAUGUGGGACUCACGUCACUGCUUUUCAAUGAGUACUACUUAACUUUUGAUUAAGACAACUGUGUACUUGUAUAGCAGUGUUUGCAGCCUGCAUAAUGUUGUUAUUGCACUUUAGCAAAAAUAAAUGUCCCCCCUUUAAGCCUAAUUGUUCAUUAACUAGUAACAAUGUAUUCAGAUUGUUCAUUUUGCAUGCUCUUAAAUCUGGUAUUUGAGAUCAGAUGCUUUAUGGAAACAAAUAGGUAUGCUAGGGCAGCACAAUGUUUUGUCUAAAACGUGAAUAAAUGUCUUGAAACUGAGCAACUACUCAA
Molecule: messenger RNA, 2288 nt
Organism: Thunnus maccoyii (southern bluefin tuna)
Lineage: Eukaryota; Metazoa; Chordata; Actinopteri; Scombriformes; Scombridae
Gene: sgtb
Product: small glutamine rich tetratricopeptide repeat co-chaperone beta
Exons: 12
Coding region: 432-1397 (321 amino acids)
Biological process (GO): post-translational protein targeting to endoplasmic reticulum membrane
Cellular component (GO): TRC complex; membrane
Molecular function (GO): protein binding; molecular adaptor activity
Source: RefSeq, a predicted model, not a curated record